Gongylonema pulchrum is the source of this 216-nucleotide messenger RNA. Lineage: Eukaryota; Metazoa; Nematoda; Chromadorea; Rhabditida; Gongylonematidae. The record is from the annotation of a GenBank genome assembly.
AUGCCAAAGAUAUCUUGCGGAUAUAUCAACGAAUGCAUGCUGUUGCUCGACAAUUGCUUGGUCGGUCAGCGUUGCGUCAAUACACCGGGAUCGUUCAAAUGUGUUCGGACACUGCCCUGCGGUACCGGAUACGUACUGAACAGCGAUACCGGACAAUGCAUUGGUGCAUCAGCAGUUCAAGAGUACUUGCAACUAAUUGAUUCACUGAUGCCGUAG